UAAACCCUGAGACCUGGCCGUCUGUCAGUCAAUCAUCUGCAGGAGAGCAGACGGACGUCUCACUGUCCAGUAGAGAGACAACCUCAAGGCGUCGCAGUGCUCGGAUGAUGUUGAAGACCCAAAGAUCUCAGCAGCGCGUCGCUCUCAUGAUACUGAUGGUGGUCGCAGCCGUCCAGUGUCAGGAGAACGAAAGCAGACGGGCGGUCACAGAGCAUCAGCUGAUGCAUGAUCGCGGUCGCUCCAUCCAGAGUCUCAAGAGGUUGAUCUGGCUGUCCAGCGCGAUCGAGGGGCUUCACACCGCGCAGACCCGCACACUGACCGCCGAGGAACCGGACAGCAGGUGGCGCUCUCGCGACGCGGCGCAGCUCUACUCUCAGCUCGGGAAAGACAGCGGCAGCAGCAGCCACAAGAGGGCGCUGGAGACGCUGUUGAGCGACAUGUACAGACCUCACCUCACCUCUGCGCUCGGAGACGGAGAGAAAUAACACCAUCCCGAAUACAUCCCAUCUGAUGUCCCGUUAAAUCUUAGCAGUGACUGUCCGACCUCGUCUAUAAUGAGGAGCUGCGUUACUCAACAAAACUACAUCGCUGCUGUUAUGAUCAACGAAACUGUAUUACGCUAGUUUUGUAAAGAUAGAUGUGUUGAUUAUAACGUAAGCGAUCUAGUUUUGGCGCGGUUUCUCCAUCUGCGCAGACGCAGAGCUGCUCAUCCGUGCUGUGUAAAUUUGUGAGUCUUUAACAUUUAUUUAAGGGAUAUAAAAACGGUUUAGUGUGCUACACACCACGUACUGUCACAUAUGGUCUUCACGAAGUACUUUAUGACUGGUAUUUACUUAGUACACGUGCAGAAACAUAGUAAUGCCAUGUUUUUUUGUUUUUUUUGUGUGUGGGCGUGUGGAUUUAUUUAAUGGGAUGUGUUGGUAUGCUUGGACCAGGUUCAAAUAUCUAGUAAACCAUCCUUGCUAUUAUAUUUAUUUAUAUGGAUGCUAUGAACAGAUCGUAUUUUUGAUUUAUUAAAUGUAUGUGUGAUUAAAGAUGCUUU
This is a messenger RNA of Labeo rohita (rohu), 1042 nucleotides long. RefSeq names its product parathyroid hormone 4 (gene pth4). The transcript is spliced from 3 exons. The record is from RefSeq and is a predicted model, not a curated record. Gene Ontology annotation, molecular function: peptide hormone receptor binding; hormone activity. Bases 105 to 485 code for a protein of 126 amino acids. NCBI's taxonomy places the organism in Eukaryota, Metazoa, Chordata, Actinopteri, Cypriniformes, Cyprinidae. Gene Ontology annotation, cellular component: extracellular region. Gene Ontology annotation, biological process: bone mineralization; adenylate cyclase-activating G protein-coupled receptor signaling pathway; osteoblast development.